Molecule: messenger RNA, 1644 nt
Organism: Verruconis gallopava
Lineage: Eukaryota; Fungi; Ascomycota; Dothideomycetes; Venturiales; Sympoventuriaceae
Exons: 5
Coding region: 1-1644 (547 amino acids)
Source: RefSeq, a predicted model, not a curated record
AUGCCCCAACCGUCUCCAGCCAUGGAAAACUCGUAUGCAAGCUACGCUGAAUACCCCACAAAUCUGCUGUGGAAGAACACGUCCAACUUCGUCAUCGAUUCGCAGCAUAGGAAAUUCGAAAGACUCGAUGCAGCACCAUAUCAUGUCCUUUCGAAAGAUGAGGUUCGCCUGUUUUAUAUGGACAUCUCAAAUGGCCUAUUAGCAAAGGACGGCAUCACAACCGACCGAAAGCUGACCGAAUGGCUUGGAAUCGACCCAUCUUUCUCAUCAGGCAGUACUAGUUCCAGCGUUGCGAGCACCAUCCGCAGCUCUGGCAGCGACAGUGAGAAACUCCAGCACUUUCUUAAACCGGAUCCACAGUGCCGAGUGGUAUUCCUUGGAUGCAAUGGAAACUCGAGGGACACACUCAAGAUCACCAAAGCGAUGCUCGCAAAGAUUCUGACAUUCCAUCAGGUAACACCCCGGUACCUCGAGUUUCUCGAUGCAUUUGGUUUCCAAAUCCAACAAAAGAACUUGCACUUUACCGGAUUCUGUGAAUACAUAUCCGUGGGUGGGCCCACGUCGCCCGUUGCCGAUGCUAGUCUUGGGCGCUCCGGGAAGUUCUUCCAACUAUGCUACAAUCUGAAAUCUACAGGAGUGGACACGGUACGGCCCCAGGAAACAGACGACCUGAAGUCCAAGGCGAGAUCAUUUCGCCAGGUGGCCGUACAUCACCAGUUCGACCUCGAAAACGGGAAUUCGUUUUGGAUACUCACGCACGGGCACUGGGAUGUCAUGAAGGAAGCCGCUGAUCUUCUUGGAAGCAAAGGGAAGGCGGAAGAUAAGGACUUUCGAUCCGUCGAAGCCAGUCUGAAGUCAAGUCUCGCCAUGCACCUCAUGCUCUGUCGAUGGGCAAGCGAGACCUGGAGAGACUGCCUUCUGGAGCUUGAGGAGGACGUGGACCUAGCGACUGAAGACACAGCGCACGCGCCGUUCAAGUUGCUCGCGCCGAACGACCUCAUCAAGAUUCAGGAGCUGGGAGAAAAGACCAAGGAUGCGGUCUCGCAGCUCAAAGAUAACGCAGGCCGACUGCAAGACCUGGCCGACUUUUACCAGCGCCUGUUGAAGGAUGACCGCUUCGCCAGCCGGGACUCGUGCAAAAGCGCCAUUGACGAAUUCGUAGGCGAUCUCAAGUACAUGAUCGAGGACACCCAGCUGCGCACCACGAGGGCGGAGCUGCUCUAUCAAACAACGUCGGACCGCAAGGAACUGGCGAACCAGCGUCUUCAGAUCCAAUCGACCACGAGGAUGGAGCGCAUGAGCGUCGGAAUGUACAGGGAGACUAUCGCGAUGAGAGUUCUGGCAGUCGUCAGCGUGAUCUACCUGCCAGGCUCCUUCGUCUCCGGCUUCUUCAGUACGGACGUUGUCAAAUACCAACAGGGAGGCGGGGCUCAAAGCUCCUCUUCAGCCCAAUCGGCGCCUCAAAAUUCGUCAACUCCAAGCAAGGCAUACAUGGGAAGUUUUUCUGACCUCGCUCUAAAACGUUGGCUCGAAGUGACUCUGCCCCUGACGGCUGUGACAGUUGCUAUUGCUCUGGGAAUUUUCGUUUAUUCAAGGCGUAGAUGGGACAUGAAAAGGAAGGAUGUGAAGUACAGCCUGGCAUAA